Etheostoma cragini (Arkansas darter) is the source of this 2612-nucleotide messenger RNA. It is a transcript of the gene lrrc15, whose product is annotated as leucine rich repeat containing 15. Gene Ontology annotation, molecular function: protein binding. The record is from RefSeq and is a predicted model, not a curated record. The transcript has 2 exons. Bases 290 to 2002 code for a protein of 570 amino acids. Lineage: Eukaryota; Metazoa; Chordata; Actinopteri; Perciformes; Percidae. Gene Ontology annotation, cellular component: extracellular matrix.
UCUGCAGUCAAGCCAGCCAACACUCGGAUCUCCGUGGUCAAAUCAGCAGACACUAAAAGACCAGCAGAUUUUGUGAGCUCAGGGAAAAAAACAAAAGCUGGAUGGUGAGGGGAAUCAAGUGAUGACGAAGAACAGGAACAUGUGAAAGUGUGAGAGUUCAGACGGUGCUGGAAACUUUCAUCAGAGGAUUUGUGAAGCUAAGGAGGAAGGCAGGACGUAGAUAAAAGACAACCACUCCAACUCACUGUCUCUGAUCAUUCAUUCGUCAGCCAUAACAGAAGGUUGAAUAAUGGACCUGCCUCUGACCCUACAUGUGCUCCUACUUCUCUGUUUUCUCGACACUGCUGCUUGGGCAUGUCCGGAUGGGUGCAAAUGUCUAGGAACCAAAAUCGUCUGCAGUGGCCUCUCUGAUUUCCCCACAACUGUACCCUCUUCUACCAAUGCCAUCUACUUCUCCAAUUGCAGUAUCAACUUCCUGAAACCAGAAGACCUGACUGAUUUUUCUAUGGCCCUUAGCUCAUUUCUUAUUAAAGACACUGUUUUGAGGGAAGUGCGCCCUGGUACAUUUGAUAGUACUCCAAACCUAGUUACCCUAAUCUUUAGUACUACCGAACUGAAUGAUCUCCCUGAGGCCUUGUUCCAAAAUCUUCAGAAGCUCGAGAGUCUGAAUCUGAAGAGCAACAAGCUCUCUGUACUCCGGCCUAACUGGUUUUCCACAUUGACAGAGUUAAAAUUCCUUGACCUCAGUAAGAACCUUUACACAUAUGUACCUGUGGAAACAUUUCAUCCUCUUAUUGAGCUUCAGUUCCUUUCGCUUUCUGGAAACAUUAUCAGUCAAUUACAGAGAGAGACUUUCAAGGGUCUUUCUAAGCUCAAAACCUUAAGGCUUAACAAAAACUUGCUACAGGAACUCCCACUUGGCAGUUUGGAUGACCUUAAAAAUCUGGAGGAACUAUCGCUACAUGACAAUCUAAUUACUCAUUUCCACCAUGACCUGUUCUCCAAGACUUUGAAUCUACGGAAACUGUUCCUCUCCCACAACAGGCUCACAUCUCUUCCACAAGGGAUCUUCUUAAACUUGCCUCUCCUUUCCCAGAUCUCCCUGUAUGAAAAUCAACUAGAGAGUCUGGGACCAGGAGUGUUUGGGCCCAUGGCCCUAAAGGAGUUGUGGCUGUAUGACAACAAGCUGAGCCGUUUGGAAGAUGACACAUUCAGGAACUUGACUCAGUUGCAUCUCCUCGUAAUCAGUCGCAACCAGAUCAGCUCUGUUUCCAAAAGGGCCUUUGAAGGGUUGGAGAAGCUGGAAGAGGUAUCCCUUCACACCAAUCUUCUCACAACCCUGCAAGCUGGGACUUUCCAAGGUCUGCCCAAUCUGGUAAAUAUUUCCUUGGAGCACAACAACAUCAGCUCCCUCCCUUUGGGUUUUCUCCAGGGCCUGAGCAGCCUGGGACAGAUAGACCUCCGAAAUAACUCCCUUCCCAACCUGCCACAGGAAAGUCUAAAUGCCCUUACGGCAGCAAAUGAAGUUCUCCUGCAGCAGAACCCAUGGAGGUGUGACAAAAAUAUUUUGCCACUGAGAGACUGGAUGUUACAGCACCCAUCUAAGGCCAACCAAACUCUUGUGGUCUGUGAAACACCUUUCAGUCGGAACGGUGAGGUAAUUGCUCUGCUGGCAGAUGAGGACUUCCGGCCUUUCAGCUCAACAGAGCAGCCUGUGUUGACCUCAACAGAGAAGAGGAGGAAACCCCACACUCCACCAAUUAGUCAAGGCACUUCCUCACCUGCCGUCAAGACUACCCCCACCUCAGAGCACGCAGAGGUCACAAGCAGUGGACAAGGGGAGAAGGAAACAGUUUUAAAUGAUACUUCGGUCAUUCUCAUUGUCAUCGCAGUAGUGACCACCGUCAUCAUCAGCACUGUGAUCAUCAGCUGUUUGUGCUGGAAGCAAAACAAGAGAGGCAGGGGAAAUAUAGCCGGCAGAAAUAAGAACUCUGUGCUGUAGAUUAGACCAACCAAUAUUCGCAACCCAAGACCUUCUAAAGCCAAGGGGAAAUGCUCUGAUUACUGUGGUUUACUUGGAAAAUGUGCAACCCAGAGUGAAUUUAAGAGCCUAAAAGACACCAGAAAGAACCACUUCAGCUCCACUCAGAUGUACCAGCUAGAACAGACAAGUUAACUUUGAAAUUCGUUAGCUUUUAAUUUUUGAUGAUUAAAAUUACCAGCCAGUAUUCCUCUUCACUUGUGCUGUAAAAACCGACAUUGUAUGUACUAAUGGUAAAAUCACCCACAAUGCCAUCUUGUGGACAAACUGGACAUUUUGGUGAAUGUUAGUUCAGAUGCACUGUGACUUCUUCUAGAAAUAAGACUUCAAUUCAGUAUUGUCGUUCAAACUUUCUUCCAGUAUUAAUAAUUGCAGUUUGACAAUUGAUUUUGUGCAAACAACAAUACAUUGAGACGAUAGUUACUUUCUUUUGCAAAAUGGUAUCUUUGAAAAAUGAAAUCAUGUCAUUUGGACCCCACUGUAACACAAUUCAUCCUAUAGUUUACACACUUGCAAUGCCAAAUCCUACUAUACAAUGAAUAAAUGCACUAUUUUAGUGGGAGAAAUUGUA